Messenger RNA from Ichthyophthirius multifiliis, 4557 nucleotides. RefSeq names its product phage head-tail family protein, putative. The transcript has 10 exons. The record is from RefSeq and is a predicted model, not a curated record. NCBI's taxonomy places the organism in Eukaryota, Ciliophora, Oligohymenophorea, Hymenostomatida.
AUGAAUGUUCUUAAAACUGAACCCGUUAAAAUUUUAUAAGGACAUAGAGUUUUAGUCCCAGAAUACGACAAACUAACAAAAAUGGAAAAGUUAUUAACAAAAAUAGAAUCUGAUAUUUAAAAAAGAACAAAAGAUUAAGAUAAAAUAGCAUUUUUAGAUACAAUGAAAAAGGUUUAUUUAAAGAAAAAAAUAAAAUAUUUUUAUUUUAAACAAACAUAUAUUUUAAAAAAGACACAUUAAUUAUAUCAGUUAAUAUUAGGAGAAAUGCACUAUUAAUUAGGAAUAUUAAAAUUAGAUAAAUUUACAUCAAUAAUUUAAAAAAUAUUUAGUGGAUAAAAUAUAUUAAUGAAUGUAAUAUUAUAAAUGAAAACAAAUAUGGAAUUUGACGUAGACUAGUUAUUAUAUAAUCUAAAAAACUUAAAAACCAGAUCUGUAUAAUAAAAGCGUAAUAAUUCAUUUGAUGUAUCAAAAACUAGCGAAUAAAAUAUAAGUAUUCCUAGUUAUGAUAAAAGAGACUAAUAUAAACCUUCUUUAAUGAAAAGAUUAAACAAAUAAGAGUCAAGACUUUUAUAGAAUUAUGAAAGAAUUAUCACUAUGGAGAAAGGUACAGAUACUGAAGAAGAUAUGAUUAAUGCUAAAAGAUCAAGUAAUAUUAUACAAAAAUAAAACGAAAUAGAAUAAAUUAAAAACGAAUUGAUUGAGGCUAAUAAUGAUGUUAGCGAAUUUCUUAAUAAUAAAAAAAAUCUUAAUUUUGGAUUAGAACCUUCGAAUGCUGAAAAAUCUUUGAGAUCAGUUUUGAAAGAUUUAUCUUAAAAAAAAAAUAUGCUACUUAAUGUAUUAUUAUUUUUUUUUUAAAAAAAAAAUCUUUUUUAGUGGAAUAGGAAGGAUUAGAUUUAUUAGGAAAAUAAUCUGUGCUUGAUAAUGGAUAUGAAAGAAUUGAAAACGAUUUAAUUACAGGAUUAAAAGAUGUUGCAAAUAGAGCUAAGAAUGCACAAGAAAACAAUAAAUAUAAGUAAAAUUUUAAAAAUAGUUAAGAUAAAAGAGAUAUUGAAUUUUAAGAAAACUCAACAUAAGUUUGAAAAGUUACAAUUUGAAAUAAAAUAAAAAGAGAAGAAACUUUAAGAUUUAGAAAAGAAAUUUAAAGAUAUAAAAAACAAUAAUGAAUAAUUAGAAAUAAAAUUCAAAGGAGUAAAUGGAAAACUAGAAGAAAUGCUAUUUGCAUAAAAAAAGAGAGAUGAUGAGGAAAAAGCAAGGAGAAAAAAUACCUAAAAAGACAUAGUAUUCAGUCAAGUUGACAAAGAUAAAAUAAAAAAAAUAAUAGAAGAAAAUAUAAAACUCAAAUUAAAAAUGAAAGAAUUAGUCGAAGAAAUAAAAAAAAUAGAAGACGAAAAUAAACAUAAUUUAAAUUCAUUUAGAAAAUUCAUAAUGUCUUCCAAUCUUACUGAUGAAUAAAAAAGAUUCAUUUUGGGAAAAGCCGAAGAUCUUUUUAAACUAGAAUACUCUAAAAGAUUUAACAUAAAAGAAAUAGAAUAAAUGGCUAAAAUAGACCUAGAAAUGCUUAAAGAUCCUUUAGUUAAAGACUGUGUGGGUGAUGGAUUAUUGUUGGUUAAAAAUAUUAAAGCAGAAGAAAAGGCUAAAUAGUAAGAAAGACUUAAUAAUCCUAAUUAUGAUUCUGAAUUUGAUCCUGAGCUUUUAGAAGAAGGUGAAAAAUUAAUUGUAAGAAAAGUAAAAAGAAAAGUUAAAAGAUUAAAUUCUAAAGGUGAAUGGAUUGAAGAUGAAAUCGAAAUUGAAGAAGAAGUUAUUAUUGACACUAAAACUGGAAAAGAACUUAGAUCUAGAGAUAAAGCUCCUUAAUCAGGAUUAGUUGUUGAUCCUGCAAUUGUUGAUUUCGUAAAUAAGCAUGGAGGGUUGGCUAUUGGAGGUAGUAAAUUUGUUUUACCUCAAAAACCAGGAAGACCAAUUGAUAAAGAUGGAAAACCAGUAAAUGAAGGAGAAUGGUUUAUUGACGAAAAAGGGAAUAGAGUAAAAAUGGUAAAAAAUGCUAAUGGAGAUGAAGAAUAUGAAAUCGAAGAAAAAUAUAUUGAUGAGAAUGGUUAAGAAAAAGUUAGAGUUAAAAAAAUGAAAGUUAAAAAAGAUUAAGUAAUUUUUACUUUUUUAUAUUUUAUCAAAUUAUAUAUAAUUUAGAAUGGAAACGAAUAUACAGAAGAAUAAUUUAUUGAUCCUAAUACAGGAAAGAAAGUAAAUGUUGUAAAAAAAGUUAUUAAAGAUAAAGAUGGAAAUGAUAUAAUAGAAGAAGUGACAACAGAUGAAAAUGGAAACAAAGUAGUAAAAAGAAUAAAAGUUCAAAAAGAUAAAGAUGGAAACGAUGUUAUAGAAGAAGAAAUCGUCGAUUAAUUUGGGAAUAAAUAAAUUAUUAGGACAAAGAAAAUGAAAGAUAAAGAUGGAAACGAAGUAAUAGUAAAAGAAAUAUUAAAUGCAGAUGGAACAGUAACAACAGUAACAGAAAAAAUAGACAAAAAAGGAAACAAAAUAGUUAUUGAAGAAAAAAUAGAUAAGUUUGGAAACAAAACAAAAACCGAAAAAAAAAUUGUUGUAGGCGCAGAUGGAAAACAAAUUAUUGAGGAAAUUUAUUUUGAUGAAAAAGGUAAUAAAAUAACAAAAAACACAAAAACAAUGGUAGAUGAGAAUGGAAAUAGUUAUGCAUAAGAGACUAUUGUGGAUUAGUUUGGAAAUAAAAUAAUAAAAAAUGUAAGAAAGAAAGUUGAUUAAAAUGGAAAUAUGUAUAUUGAAGAAGAAAUUAUAGAAGCAGAUGGGAAAAAAAGAAUAAUUAAAAAAACAGUUGACAAAGACGGAAACGAAAUCGAAUAAGAAGAAAUUAUUGAUGAGCAUGGAAAUAAAAUUAUUAUUACUAAAAAAAAAAAUAAAGAUGGAAUAGUUACUGAAGAAAGAUACAACCCUUUAACUGGAGAAAAAACUAUUCUAAAAAAACAUAUAGAUAGUAGUGGACGAGAAGUUAUUGAAGAAACUAAAAUCGAUAAAAAUGGAAACACCUAAGUUACUAAAAAAAUAUUAUCAAAAGAUAAAAAUGGAAAUACUAUUAUUGAGGAGUCUUUCAUUGAUCCAAAAACAGGAAAAUAAGUAACAGUUUAAAAAAAAUUAACUAAAGAUAAAUUCGGAAAUUAAAUAAUCGAAGAAACAUACAUAGACCCAAGCACAGGAAAAUAAGUAACAGUAAAAAUGAAAAUUACAAAGGAUAAAGAUGCAAAUGAAGUUAUAGAAGAAAGCUACAUAGACCCAGCUACAGGAAAAACAGUAAAGAAAAAAGUAAUCAAAGAUAAAGAUGGAAACGAAAUAAUAGAAGAAUCUUAUAUUGACCCAACCACAGGAAAAACAGUAACUAUAAGAAAAAAAAUUACAAAAGAUAAAGAUGGUAAUAAUAUUGUAGAAGAAUAAGUUAUUGAUGAAAAUGGAAACGCAAAAACCGUAAAAACAAAAGUCUAUAGAGAUAUUGAUGGAAAACAAGUUAUUGAAGAAGAAAUUACAGGAGCUGAUGGUAAAAAAUACAAAGUCAUGAAAAAAUUCUAUAGAGACGAAAAUGGGAAUGAAAUAGUAGAAGAAGAAAUAUUAGAUGAUAAUGGUAAUAAAGUAAUAAUAAAAAAGAAAAUCGGAAAAGAUGGAAAAAUAACAAUCGAAGAAACUAAAAUAGGAAAAGAUGGUAAAAAAACAAUAACAUAAAAAAUAAUUAAUAAUGAUGGAACAAUACAAGAAACGACAAUAGAUUCAAAUGGAAAAGUAAUUCAUAGGCAAGUAAAUGGAUAAUCAAAAUAAGAAAAAGAAGUUUAAACGGAUUUUGAUUUAGAAAAAUAAUUAAAAGCAAUUCUUUUAUAAUUAGGUUGUGAUAAUUCGAAAGUAGAUGAACUUGUUUAAUAAAUUAUUGAUUUUAUUAAUAAAGGAGAGGCUAUUGUAAUGGGAGAUUCUAAAAAAAUUACUAAUAGGAUGUAAUAAAAAGGUAUUAUAGACGAUAUUAUAAACAUGUCAGGGCAUUAAGUUAUUAAAUAAAAUAAAUAUAUAAAGAAAAAUGAUAAUUAAUAAGAAAAUGAAGAUAAAUAACUUGAACUAUUAGAUGGAAUGGACGAAGAUUAAUAAUUAGAAGCUUUAUUUAAAAAAUUUAUGUCUAAAAAAAAUGAAAUGGGAGAUUUGAUUAAAUUGGUAAAAAAUAAUGCUGGAAAAAAUAAUAACGAAGAUCUUGAUAUUGAAGAUUUUAAAAAAUACUUUAGAAAAAUGUAAGAAAUUCAUGCGAAAUGUGGAGAAAAUUGUCCCCAUUUAAAAAGAUUUUAUGAAAGAUUAGGAUUCACUUGGUAAAAAUACAAAAGGAGAUACUUAAAAUUAAAAGACACAAAAAUUUAAGCAUUUAAUAAAGUUAAAGAAGUCAAAAAUAGUCUAAAAUCUCCAUAAAAAGAAGAUUAUAUUUGGGAACCUGUUGAAGAAGCGAAAAGUUAAAGUAAAGGGAAUGUAACUAAUUUUCCUUCUAAUGAUGAGAUAAACAAAGAUAAAUGA